AUGCAACCAAAUAAUAGCCAUAAUGACAACAUAGAAGACGAUGAUGAACCAGAUGAAUGGGAUAAGAGAAUACUAAAGACAGGUUGUCAUCAAGAAAAUUUGAAUUUACAAUUAUGUCAUGCUGAUACUGGUGAUUGGAGGAAAUGUUUAAAGGAAAUGCAAGCUUUCAAGAAAUGUUGGGGUCAAAAUAAGAAUAAUGAAAGGACUUCAACAGUGGAUAACUGA
This is a messenger RNA of Lodderomyces pseudojiufengensis, 225 nucleotides long. RefSeq lists its product as uncharacterized. The transcript has a single exon. The coding region runs from base 1 to 225 and encodes 74 amino acids. Gene Ontology annotation, cellular component: mitochondrial intermembrane space. The record is from RefSeq and is a predicted model, not a curated record. NCBI's taxonomy places the organism in Eukaryota, Fungi, Ascomycota, Pichiomycetes, Serinales, Debaryomycetaceae. Gene Ontology annotation, biological process: mitochondrial respiratory chain complex IV assembly.